This is a messenger RNA of Ruditapes philippinarum (Manila clam), 1873 nucleotides long. RefSeq names its product heat shock 70 kDa protein 12A-like. The transcript has 4 exons. The record is from RefSeq and is a predicted model, not a curated record. Lineage: Eukaryota; Metazoa; Mollusca; Bivalvia; Venerida; Veneridae. Bases 18 to 1457 code for a protein of 479 amino acids. Gene Ontology annotation, molecular function: ATP binding; ATP-dependent protein folding chaperone.
AUCUUAUUUAUAAGGGCAUGACCAGACGUGAUACACUAGAAGAUGAGACUGGUAAGAAACUUCCGGCAAUGAGGGUUUUCUCGCUAUCUAUUGAUUUUUUAAGAAAGGAUGUUCUUGAUACUCUAAGUAAUCACAUUGAUGGCAUAUUUAUUGCGUCUGACAUACACUGGGUUCUUACUGUUCCAGCGAUAUGGAACGAUGCAGCUAAACAGUUUAUGAGGGAGGCAGCACAACAGGCUCAGAUUCAGGGAAAAAACCUAAGUUUAUGUCUUGAACCAGAAGCGGCAUCUAUUUAUUGUCGUCAUCUUCCGGUGUCAAAGUGUACCGAACAAGAAGUUACAUCGAUUUCCCAGUUUUCACCAGGAACAAAAUAUCUUGUCCUUGACGCAGGAGGAGGAACGGUUGACAUAACUGUACAUGAAGUAACUGACAAUGGAAACUUGAAAGAACUCCAUAAAGCAAGUGGUGGUGCAUGGGGUGGAACUAAAGUAGAUGAAGCAUUUGAAGAGUUUCUAUCAAGUAUUGUUGGACCUGUUGUCAUCUCAAAACUCAAAAGUCAAUAUUUAGAGGAUUACAUUUACCUUUUUCGUGAAUUUGAAAACAAAAAACGCAACAUUAUUCAAACUACAAGAUCCGUGACUAUGCGUUUUCCAGCUAGCCUUUCUGACUUAUGUCUAGAAGUCGAAGAAACGGAAUUAAGUGAAUUAAUACGACAGUCUAGAUUUGAAAGCAAAGUCCAAGUUUUACGAGAUAAAUUGAAAAUCGAUGGUGGUGUUUUCAACGAGAUUUUUGAACCAACAGUUCGCAAAAUAAUAAGCCAUGUUGAAAAUCUGUUGACGACACCUUCAGUUGAUGGUUGUGCUGCCAUCCUUAUGGUUGGUGGAUUUUCUGAAUCAUCGGUGUUGCAAACGAAUGUAAAGUCCACAUUCAAACACCUGAAAGUAAUCGUUCCAGACGACGCAGGAUUAGCAGUCUUAAAAGGAGCUGUCAUCUUCGGGCACAAACCUACAACAAUUACUGAAAGAAUAUGCAAGUUAACAUACGGUAAACGGUUUUCUCAUAGGUACAGUGAGAGCUGCAAACAUCGGAAGGGAAGAGUUGAAAAGGAUAAUAAUGGAGAUAUGAGAUGUUAUGACUUAUUCGACAUUCAUGUUAAAGCAGGGCAGUCCAUCAAGGUGGAUGAAGAACAACCAGAAGUAAUAUACACACCUAUAACCGAUAACCAAACUCGUGUUACCACCAAGGUAUAUGCAUCCUCUUCAACAAAUCCGCAGCAUACUACAGAAGAUGGAUGCAAUUACAUUGGAUCAUUAACAGUGCCUAUUUCCGAUAUAAGCUCUGGAAGAAAUCAUAAAUUUGGAACAAGUUUCAUUUUUGGAGGGACCGAGAUUGUUGUAAAAGUCGUUGACAAGGAGUCCGGUGAAAUCAUGCUAAAAUCAGUCGAUUUCCUUGGAUGAAAUAUCAACAAAUUAAAUCAGAAUGAGACUUGCAAGAGACCUUAACUUUUUUGUUCUUUGUAAGCUGUUAUGAGACAAUAUUUGAUACGGAAUAAAUGUAGCAUUAUUAUCAUUUUGCUUUAAAUAUCAGUGUAAGAUCACUGCUUAAAUAUUAUUUGUGAACCAAUUCUUAUAUAAUGUCGGUAGAUAUUACACUAUAUAUAUACUGUACCUCAGCUUUGUUAAGAAUUGCCUUCAUUUUUAGUUUUUUACUAUAAACUUUUGCAUUUAAAUGCACAUGAUAUUGUUACUCUAACAAAACUGUUUGAGUGCAUAGCUCUUUGUUGAGUAAGAAAGUUAUAGGAAUUGUAAAAGAAGCGAUGAUAAAUAAUGAAACUUCUGAAAUUAUCUUAAUUCUUAAACUUCAAUUGGUUAAU